Papaver somniferum (opium poppy) is the source of this 954-nucleotide messenger RNA. Its product is annotated as zinc finger protein ZAT9-like. The transcript has 2 exons. The record is from RefSeq and is a predicted model, not a curated record. Lineage: Eukaryota; Viridiplantae; Streptophyta; Magnoliopsida; Ranunculales; Papaveraceae. Gene Ontology annotation, molecular function: DNA-binding transcription factor activity. The coding region runs from base 1 to 954 and encodes 317 amino acids.
AUGACGAAGAUUCGCAUAAAUGUUGAUAAUAAUUAUAAAUUCCUGGGUUUCUCAAUGCAUGAAAAUGGUAUUCAAAAUUAUUCAAUUCAUAAUUCCGGUUCAGACAUUAAACCAAAGAGCUCUCCUUCUACUUCUGACGGUAAGAGGAAUUCACCAUCUACUUCUGAUGCUCAAAGGAAUUCCCCUUCUACUUAUGAUGGUAAGAGAAAUUCACCGUCUACGUCUGAUGCUCAAAGGCAUUCACCUUCUUCUUAUGAUGCUCAAAGGUCUUCUACUGUGUUCCCUAAAUGGGUGAAAACUGCAAAAAGAGGCCGAAAGAGCUUAUCGACAUCAACAUCAUCUAUCGAGGAACAAAAGGAACCAGUGUUCGCAAACUCAAAGAAAGACAAAAACACAAGACUUCCAGUUAAUAAGAAGCGUAAAUUGCAAGAUAUCGUCUCUACAGAAGAUGGGUUGAAGAAGGAGAGAAUUGAGAAGGAAACUGAGGCGGAUUACAGGGGUGAAAUCAUGUUUGAUACUUUGAAGAAGACAUAUUUAGAAGCAAGUCACCAGCAGAUAACAACUUUGCCUUCUGAAACAUUCAAUUGUGCUUUUUGUGGCAAACCUUUCAAUAGUUAUCAAGCUUUGGUUGGUCAUAAAUCCAGCUGCAGGAGCAAUCCCUUGAAAAAAGAAGUAGUCAAAUCUGCAGUGCAAGAUUCAAACGCAACUUCAAAGAUCCAUCGAUGCAAAAUAUGCAGUAAGGAGUCUCUGACAGGUCAGGCACUAGGAGGGCAUCAAAAGAGUCAUAAGACAGGAGAAGUUGAACCACUCAAUGAGUCUUUACAUGUAUUUCAGUCAUCCACAUCAUCAGUUCGAGAAGAGCAAGCCGAGGUACCAAAUAAGAAGAUUAUGAUGUUCGACCUCAACGAAAAUCCACCAGAGGAGGAUGAAGAUGAAACUGAGUUAAAAUUGUAA